This is a messenger RNA of Trypanosoma theileri, 1800 nucleotides long. RefSeq lists its product as uncharacterized. The record is from RefSeq and is a predicted model, not a curated record. Lineage: Eukaryota; Euglenozoa; Kinetoplastea; Trypanosomatida; Trypanosomatidae. The transcript has a single exon. The coding region runs from base 1 to 1800 and encodes 599 amino acids.
AUGGGUUGUGACACAGAGAAGAGGAACACCCAUAACUGGAGACUGUAUCAUUUGCUUGAUCUAGAGCCACCGGUGACGGCCAAACAGGUGCAAUGGACUUUUCGAAAAGUAACAUUGCGUCAUCAUUUUUAUCAAGCUUAUCUUGUACUUUGUGAUUCAGAUCGUAAGAGUCUCUAUGAUAUUCUUGGUGAAGAUGCAGUUGGAUUCAUCCACAGUGGAAACUGGGGUCCGCUCAUUCUAUUACUAGGUGCAAAAGGGGCUAUUGCAUGUUACUCCGCUUCUAUGCUUUUGGCUCUUAUUUUGAUGAUAUUAUUUUUUGCUUUUUUGGGCGCUCGCGUUGAUGAUGUCAUUACAUGGUCAUGGAUGCGUGUUGUUGCCCCGCUUUUUGUACUUGCAGUUCUUACAGUAAUUGUCACUGGUGUAGCUACGGUUGUAAGUUUCUGUAUGAAGGCCCCACGAGAGGAGGGUAUGCAAUGGAUUGAACGAGCUCCUGCUAUUGGAAAUUUAAUUUCAGCUAUCCUUUAUACAGUUUUUGCCUUUGCUAUUGCAGCAAAAGUGGAUGAUGAUCCAACAAAUGAAUCCAGAACAUUUGUGAAUUAUUUCAUUAUUAUUAUUAUAGCUGAUGUGAUAUAUUACUUAUCAUCUUUGGUAUGGCGUUGGCCUCGUCGAAUACGCUUGCAAAUGAAGGUGGAUUUAAACCGUCCCAGUAGAUUUCUAUGUUAUGGAUUUUUUCUAUUAGCAAUUGUAUAUAUUGUGUUAUCGGUUAUUCAAUGGGUUUUUAUUGGAAAAAAGAUAGACGAAAAAACGGAGAUGUCUUGGUACGCUGUGUUUUCCCCAUUUGCCUUUCGUGCAGCUUUUCGUGUACUUGAGGCGUUUAUGCGGAGUAUGGUAUUACGCACUAUUGGGAUAAAGAGUGCCUGUGGUGUGGCCUUUGAUACCCUUGGGGCAUUCCUUUUCAAUGGUGGAUUGCUUACAUCCCUUUAUUUCGUCGCUGUACGUAUUACACGUGGGAAGGAUACGGCUCGUAUGGCCUACGCUCUUAUUCCUGUUUAUGUUACUCUUGGAUAUCUCUUUUUGGCCACGAUCUUUACUGCUAUUUAUCUUGCCCGUAAGAAUACCAAUAACGCUCGAGAGGAGCGACUCAACAACUUAAAAUGGACCCCAACAGAACCCUCACCGGGAGAAGGAAAUGUACCAUUUUUCUUACAUGAUCAGCAGAAGGAUGUAGAUUGGGACGCCAUAGAUGAUGAUGAGUCUUCUUCCGUAUUUCCCGCAGAGGAUGAUUCUGAAGGUCAUGAUAUUCGUGAUAACAGUGACACCGAAGACUCGGGAGACUAUGAUGAUUUUGACAGUGAUGAAGAGGAGGAGCUCUUUGGUGAUAUUCCCGUUGAGCCCAAUCCAAAUACAUCAUCCUCUCAACAAAAACAAGCACCGUACCCCGCACGGCGCACUCCCUACGGCGUAACAGCUCCACCAGACGAUGAUGACACGGCAGGACCAUACCCGUCCAGCCACACGCCAAGCUCAGAGAGUCUCUCAACAGGACGUCCACCAUCACAGAAACAUCAUGUCUAUCACGACCCAUACGAUCCAAAGACAGAUGCCGCACCGGCUACAUUAUUUACGGGCGGUAGCAACGCUGUCGAGGCAGAGAGUGAGUCCAGCAGCAGCUUUCCUUCAGAGGAAGAUGAGGAAAUGGGAGAUUUUGAAACCGACGAGGAUGACCGCGUGGGUACCGAAAAUUCCUCCUCAGCUUCUAGUGCAUAUUUCACCCCAAGCGUUAGCACAACGAGGCGGUGA